Molecule: messenger RNA, 693 nt
Organism: Penicillium canescens
Lineage: Eukaryota; Fungi; Ascomycota; Eurotiomycetes; Eurotiales; Aspergillaceae
Exons: 3
Coding region: 1-693 (230 amino acids)
Biological process (GO): protein phosphorylation
Molecular function (GO): protein serine/threonine kinase activity; ATP binding
Source: RefSeq, a predicted model, not a curated record
AUGUUCAAGAAGUUGUUGAUGUUGUCGCCGCGCAAGAAGAAGGCCAAGGACCAGACUCAUACUUCGGGAUCUAGUUCUACCGGUCCGUCCACUCCGUCCGCUCCGUCCGCACCAAUCCUUGCGGCCUCGACUUUCUCCGCUCCACCCGACCCUAACCUUCCAAACCCUAACUCCGCUGUCGCCAAUGAUUCACCCGAGGUCGUUGAGCCCAAACUUGGCGUUCUGGCCGUCAGCCUCUAUCAGGCUCAAUGCAUAAGCCUGCCUAGAGAUGCCGACCUGCCUAAGGGUGUUAUGCCCUACGCUCUGAUUGAUUAUGACAAGACUCAAGUCUUCAUAAACUCUGUUUCUGGUACCUCCUCCGAGCCUCUUUGGGCCGGUCGCGCCAACCAAUUCAUGUUCGAUGUCUGGAAAUCGACCCAGCUCACCGUUCACCUUUUCGUUCGCAGCUCUUCGUAUUCCCCCGCGGUCGGCAGGUCCAAGGAUAUCUGCGUCGGCACUGCUCAUACCGGCAUCAACGACACCGGGGCCAUUGACCAGCAGUGGACUGGUCAAAGUCCACGCGACUCGGUUCCCUCGGGCCCUGCCCUUUGCCGGGCCCAGCAACAGCAAUUUGCUGGGUUUAGUUUCACGCGGGCCGGGUCGAGUCCUCAUGCUGAGGGCUCCCGUGUGGCUGGUUCUCAGAACCAGGAGUGA